AUGGCAUUUCAACCACAAAUAACCCCGCAAAGUCCGACCACAAGCCCUGACUUCUCGCCUUACAUGCCUGGAGGGGAGAACUCCACCGUGCCCUUGGAACUCAUCUACGGAUUGGAUGAAUACGCGGGCUAUCAAGGGCUCAAUCUGUGUGCCAUGAUGACGUCCGGUGGCGGAUUGGUGGCCGGUCCAAUAACUCCGCCAAUGGAUGGCACCCCCCGAGAUGGCCUGGAUCCCCACCUGAGCAAAGCCUUCAUUCAGAACAACCGCAGGAAUGUCAGACGCCGCAUGCAGAACAGGGAAGCCCAACGGCGAUUCCGCGAACGCAGGGAACAGGAACAGAAGACGCUCCAGCAAGUGGCCGACGAUCUUCGCACCGAGUACCAGGUGCUCUGUGACCAACACGCCAAGAGCACCGCCGAAGUCUCCCGGCUCCUCGGGGAGAACGACGCGCUGCGAUCCGAGGUCAAGAACCUCCGUCAACGAUGGCGCCUGAUGCUGGCCGUCCUGCAAUGGCCAGGGGACUCGCGCACACCGUCCAGUCCUGGAGACGAUGCAGCAUUUUUUGACGACGUCCGGCGCUGUUUGGGGCACUUAGCCGAUGAAUUCUCGCCCCACAGCCCGAGUUAG
Messenger RNA from Fusarium falciforme, 627 nucleotides. RefSeq names its product BZIP domain-containing protein. Gene Ontology annotation, biological process: regulation of DNA-templated transcription. The record is from RefSeq and is a predicted model, not a curated record. Lineage: Eukaryota; Fungi; Ascomycota; Sordariomycetes; Hypocreales; Nectriaceae. The transcript is spliced from 3 exons. The coding region runs from base 1 to 627 and encodes 208 amino acids. Gene Ontology annotation, molecular function: DNA-binding transcription factor activity.